AUGUUCGAUGCGUAUACAAGACUUCGUGCAGUGGCUCAAAAUUCUCAUUUAGAAAAUGAGCUGGAUGUCACAAAAAUCGUUUUUGUUGGUGAAACUUCAACGGGUAAAUCAACGCUGAAUCAAUAUUUUUUACGAUUUACAUGCUCAUUUUCACAAGCUGAUGCAGCAGCAUGUUGUCCAGUUAUACAUCGUUUGUGCUAUAGUCCAAAUUUAGCUGAUGAUGAGAUCCGGUUUAUACAACCAGUCGGACUGAAACCAGCUGAUUUAGCAAACAUUUAA
This is a messenger RNA of Didymodactylos carnosus, 279 nucleotides long. Lineage: Eukaryota; Metazoa; Rotifera; Eurotatoria; Philodinida; Philodinidae. The record is from the annotation of a GenBank genome assembly.